This is a messenger RNA of Monosiga brevicollis MX1, 2919 nucleotides long. RefSeq lists its product as uncharacterized. The transcript is spliced from 6 exons. Lineage: Eukaryota; Choanoflagellata; Craspedida; Salpingoecidae. The coding region runs from base 1 to 2652 and encodes 883 amino acids. The record is from RefSeq and is a predicted model, not a curated record.
AUGCCGCUUGCAGAAGGACGACCUGGCUCCCUGCUUGCCAACGAAAGCCGGGACGUCCUCAACUCGUCCUCCCCGGGAGUUGGGGCACUCACCCGUCAGCUCCCGCCCACCCCUGCGCCAGCAACCAACAGCGACCGUGACGAGCUGCAAAUUAGCUCUCUUGACGGCCAUGAUCUGCCAUCACCUGCCUUGUCACCCAUUGCCAAUGACGAGCCAUCGCCAGAUGGGAUGAAUUCCGACGAUCAAGGUUCUCCAGACGAUGCACACGACGACUCUGACCAGAGCGAUGACCUCAUUGGACACUCCCGGCGAUCCAAAAAGCGGCACGGAGCGCUCUUGCAGAGUGAUGACGAUUCGGGCGACAACGAGGAUGAAAAAUCGAAACAACCCCAUGCAGACGAGGACGAGGACGAGGACGAGGCAGAAGACGGCCAUGGGCGACGGAACCGCCAUCGGUCCAGUAGUGCGGACAACCUGGCUGAUACAACGAUCGUGGAACAUGCGCCGCGCAAGUCGACCUCCUCGUCCAGUGCCAAGAAAAGUCGAGCCAAGGCAUCAUCGACCGCCCCGCCCAGCAAAAAGUCAGCAGUCAAAGUUACGGCACUCUUGGAUUGGUGGGUGUUCUUCUCUUCCAGCGGUGUGCGAAUUCGUGGCUACAUUCCCGAUACAACCCGACAGCAACUCGGGCCAGGCACCUCCUCGACCAUGAUGCGAACCACGAUCAUUGUCAAGCGUGUGGAGUCUCGGCUUGUCAUGAGCAAGUCGGGCAGCCAAUAUAAGCUAACCGGCAACUUUGUUGAGGAAGAGUGUCGCCAAGCGGGUGUGGACGACCGCUUAAUCGAUGCUUUUGCCCGCUGCAACAAUGGCAAGGGCGGCUUUCCCAGCAAUUGGCGCACCGUGUGUGAUGACUCCAUUGCCCAGGCGCGGGUAGAAGCCCACCGACGCCGCCUCUUGGAUCAGACUGCUGCAACUACAGCCAAGCCCAAGCCUGACACCAAAACCAAGGGCGCAAAGCAGCCUCCACCGACCAAAACGCCAAAAAGCCCCGCAAAAUCGACAAAAGCCAGUGCUGCCGCUCCUCGCAGGUCCAGUGCCUCUGUCACCAAGGCCAAGACCGCCAGCUCCAAGACACCUGCCACUCCUGAAACGCCCACUCGCGACGCUCGCACACAUCAAUCUGCAUCUUCUACAAACCGGUCAGCACGGAAUACGCCUUCAACGCCAGCGCAAGAAGCGCGCGAUGAGCUGGCCAUUAGCACCUCGCGGCGCAGCGGGCGCAUUCGCUUCAAGCCACUCAAUUAUUGGGCUUCGGAGGAAGAGGACAUUUUAUUACAAACUCAAGAGGCCGUUCGUCAUUUUGCUGAACUGCGCAAGCGUGACGAACAAGCUCAAAAAAGCGAGCAGCGGCGGUUGGCUGCUGAGGCAUUGGGCACUUCCCCCAAACUCAAAGCACCAAGAUCCAAGCUUGCCGAGUCGGGCUCGAAUAAGACUAAGCGGAAUCGCAAAGCCGACUCUGGCAUUUCUGAGUACGAAGCUGCGCGAGAGAAGAACAUUGCUGCCAAUAAGCGUGCACUCUCCGAACUCGGCUUGGUGGGAGCAGCCAAGGCGGCGCGCCAUAAGAAUGCUGAUCAGCAGGAUGACGUCCUGCUUGACUCUCUCCUGGGUGACGCUGACUCCCCUGCCCCAGAAGCGUCCACCGGUUCAAAGGGCAAGCGUUUGCAAGCAAGCCCGCCUGUGGCUCGAGCCAAGGCACCAAAGUUGGAGUCGCCACCCUCACCCAGUCUCGCCGACGAUGAGCCACCACCCGUUGCUGCAAUGUCUGAACACAGCGAGAGCACGCGUGUCAGUGGUGUGGAUCUGCCCGAGUUGGGGUCGCGCGUUGAAGACGGCGCGUCGGAAGAUGAGUCCGAAGCCGUGCCGGAGGAUCAGACGGCUCAACACACACGAAGAUCCACGCGUCUCAAGCGCAAAGAGGUUCUGGCUCGGGCUCGGGCGGUGGCCGCCACGCGUGCGCAAGCUGCGCGCGUGGAGGACACUACUCAGCCAUCAGAAGAGGAGGAGAGUGACGUUUGGACUCAAAAAGAAGAAGCUGCGCUUCGCCGGGCAAUGCGCGAGCAUCAGCGUUUGAACACACGGCCAGGCGCCUCCCGUAAGCCAGAUUUAUGGACAUUUGUGGCUCAGCGAGUGGGGACGCGAAGCGCUCGGGAGUGUUGUGCGCAUCAUCUGGCCGUCAAGGGCGAGGAGGACGCAAGCCAUGCCCUGCGGGUGGAAGUGCCUAAGGAGCCCAUUGAUAAGACUGAGGUGAUGCAAGGGUUGCUGGGAUCCAAACCCAACACGCUCAAGCGACGCGAGCAUGUGCGGGCUGCAGCGGCACUGCGCAACCAGGACUAUGAAGAUGAUGCGCUCGCCGAUGAACCAGUGCGACGUCGGGGACGCCUGAACACGGCCGAUGUUCCCACCUUUGCAACGCCGCAGGCCCCGGCCCGCCGUCGUGCUCGUCUCCCCUCGAGUGACGCAGACGAUGAUUUCGACGAGCCGCCGCUCCUCCAACCAGCCUCACCCAAGCCAGAGGAUACCCCGGGCCUCUUGCACCAGCCCGUGCGCCGAGCACAAGCGGAUCGCAUCAUCAAUCGCCAAAAGAGACGACGAUGACCAAUUUCUAGCCAGACUCGCACGCCCUUAUCCCUGCCAAGAUGUGGAGGUUGGGCAGUGGCUCGGUGGUGAGGCCGUCCCCUUCUGCCCACCCACUUGGCUUUCGGGAGUUGAUUGUUGAGUGGUUGUGACGUGCAGUUCAUUCAUCUUGGAACCAUGAAUUGUUUAUUUUUUGAGUUUGUAUUUUUUUCCUUUCCUCCUUUUGGCAUUUUCUUUUUUUCUUUUUUUUUUUCUUUUUUUCCUUCUCCUCAAUUCAACCUGACUGUG